This is a messenger RNA of Papaver somniferum (opium poppy), 915 nucleotides long. RefSeq lists its product as uncharacterized. The coding region runs from base 1 to 915 and encodes 304 amino acids. The transcript is spliced from 3 exons. NCBI's taxonomy places the organism in Eukaryota, Viridiplantae, Streptophyta, Magnoliopsida, Ranunculales, Papaveraceae. The record is from RefSeq and is a predicted model, not a curated record.
AUGGAUCAAGUAACAAGGGACAUACAAUGUGAGAUCCCAUGGUGUAUGCUCUUUGCAGAUGAUGUGGCGCUAAUUGGAGAGUCCAGGACAGAGGUGGAGAAAAAGCUUGAGCUCUGGCGGCAAUCUCUGGAAUCUAAGGGAUUCAGACUUAGUAGGACCAAGAAUGAAUACCUAAGGUGUGACUUCGAUGAUCCCAGACCGUAUGUUCGGGAUGUUUUAAAUGGAUACCUUAAUACCUUCAAAUAUCUGGGUUCGAUGAUCCAAAGAGAUGGUGGGAUUGAAGAGGACAUUCGACACCGGACCCAGGCAGGAUGGGAAAAAUGGAGACUGGCUAAAGGUGUCUCGUGUGACCGGAAAGUCCCUCUAAAGCUUAAAGGAAAGUUCUACAAAACGACGAUUCGACCCGUGAUGCUUUAUGGCGCUGAGAAUGAAUAUGUUCGCAAGAAGCUGAAGGUAUCAUCAAUCAAGGAUAUGCUCUCCCAACAUCGGUUGCGUUGGUUUGGGCACUUACGUCGAAGACCUCCUAAUGCGCCGGUCCGAGUAGGUCGCAUCUUGCGCCGUGAGGGUAGGAUGAAACGUAGAGGACGACCGAAACUUACGUGGGAUGAGUCGGUGAAGCACGACUUGAAGAAGCGUCAUUUGGCUAAGGAAGAUCCUUUGGAUAGACAAAAGUGGAGAGUAGCGAUCCACGUGAAAGAGAUCUUUCGUGCACAGCGUGCCCGCUUGAAACAACUUAUCCCUGGUGCUCGUGCUCGCGCGGUCUUAAAAGCUUGGAUGGCGUGUUCUACUGGAGACGGUAGUUCCUUGAUGGAAAAUACGUGUUGGCGUAUGAGUGGUGUUUGGUCCUCGGUGCUGGUUGGCUCCCGCUCCACGCGGCGACAACAAGCCCGACUACCUCUUCAACAUCUUCCCUGA